Messenger RNA from Helobdella robusta, 2330 nucleotides. RefSeq lists its product as hypothetical. Gene Ontology annotation, cellular component: plasma membrane; secretory granule. Lineage: Eukaryota; Metazoa; Annelida; Clitellata; Rhynchobdellida; Glossiphoniidae. Gene Ontology annotation, molecular function: syntaxin binding. The record is from RefSeq and is a predicted model, not a curated record. Gene Ontology annotation, biological process: intracellular protein transport; neurotransmitter secretion; vesicle-mediated transport. The coding region runs from base 1 to 1752 and encodes 583 amino acids. The transcript is spliced from 16 exons.
AUGAACGACGUGGUGAAGGCUGUUAAGGCAACUGAUUGGAAGGUGCUGAUCGUCGACCAGCAGAGUAUGAGGAUGGUGUCCGCCUGCUGCAAGAUGACCGAGAUACUGGCCGAGGGAAUCACACUUGUCGAGGACAUUGGCAAACGCAGAGAGCCCCUGCCAUCUUUGGAGGCUGUUUAUUUGAUUACCCCCACUGACAAGUCCAUAAAAGCCGUGGUGACUGAUUUUCAAAACCCUGUUAGACUGCAAUAUAAAUUUGCUCAUAUCUUUUUCACUGAAGCCUGCCCAGAUGAGUUGUUCAAUGAACUAUGCAAGUCAACAGCAGCCAAGUUCAUUAAGACGCUGAAAGAAGUCAACAUUGCUUUCCUACCUUACGAGAAACAGGUGUUUUCAUUGGACAGCCCUGAGACGUUCAAGCACUUCUACAACACGAGCAAGUCGACUGGUCGCCUGAUGAGUCUGGAGAGAUGUGCUGAGCAGAUUGCCACGUUGUGCGCCACACUGGCUGAAUACCCUACCAUCAGAUACAGAGGUGAACUGGAGAAGAACGGCGAGUUUGCGCAGUUGAUUCAGCAGAAGUUGGAUGCCUACAAGGCAGAUGAUCAUACAAUGGGCCAGGAUCCCGGCAAGGAGAAGUCCUUGCUGUUGGUGCUGGACAGGGGGUUCGACCCGGUGUCACCCCUCCUCCACGAACUGACCCUGCAGGCCAUGGCCUACGAUCUCCUACCUAUUGAUAAUGAUGUCUACAAGUAUGACAACGCAGUGCAGGGAGAGGCAGUGGAGAAGGAGGUGCUGCUGGACGAGAGUGACGAGUUGUGGACCGAACUUCGACACCAGCACAUAGCCAUCGUGUCUCAGCAGGUUACUCGCAAGUUGAAGGAGUUCACGGAGAACAAGCGCAUGUCAGCGAAGGAGAAGUCGACGAUGAAAGAUCUCUCCCAGAUGAUCAAGAUGAUGCCGCAGUACCAGAAGGAACUGACCCACUACUCCACUCAUCUUCAUCUGGCCGAGGACUGCAUGAAGAAGUACCAGGGACGUGUCGAUAAGUUGUGCCGUGUUGAACAGGAUCUAGCCAUGGGGACAGAUGUGGAGGGAGAAAAGAUCAAGGAGCACAUUAAGAGCAUCGUCCCAAUCCUGCUCGACGAAUCCGUCUCCAUCAGUGACAAACUCCGUGUCAUCCUACUCUACGUUAUCAGCAAAGGAGGUAUUACUGAUGAGAACUUGAACAAGCUGUUGCAGCAUGCCCAGAUCCCCAUGGAGGAUAGGAAGGUUAUUUUCAAUAUGCAGGCUCUAGGUGUCACUGUAGUGCAAGAGGGAGGCCGCAGAAAAUCAGCCCAGUUGUACCAGCCACAGAAUAGAAGGGAGAGGACUUCGGCACACAUGUACCAGAUGUCCAGGUGGACUCCGUAUAUCAAAGAUCUCAUGGAGGAGGCAGUUGAGGACAAACUGGAUUCCAAAAAGUAUCCCUACUUGAUGACGGGCAACAACAGAUCUCUAAACAUAGGCGGAGCCCCUGUUAGCGCUCGCUACGGUCAGUGGCACAAGGAGCGAACCAAUCAGAUGAACGUGAAAUCGAGUGGGCCACGCCUGAUCGUGUUCAUCAUCGGGGGCAUGUGCAUGUCUGAGAUGAGGUGUGCCUACGAGGUCAGCAGCGCCCUCAAGAAUUGGGACGUCGUCAUCGGUUCAACACACAUCCUCACCCCUGACUCAUUUAUGACUUCCAUCAAAGAGCUGGCUGUGGAGUUCAAAUAACUGAAGAUUGUUUGCCCACUCACCCACUCGUUCACUCACUUAUUUAGUCAUUCACACAUUCAUUCCUUCAUUAACUCAUUCAUUCGCUCACUCGCUCACUCACUCAUUCACUCACUCAUUCACUCUCUCAUUCUUUCACUUUUAUUAACACGUGACAACGAAGGAGUAUGUAGACGAUGAAGAUGACAAUAGAGACGCUGAUGUAUUGUCCCCAUUCAUUUACUUAAUAUCGAAGUUUAAUGUAAAUCCGUACAUAAAUUGUUCUAUAUAUAUAUAAGAACAAUUUCCAAUAAAUUCUAGUAAGGAAAAUGGAAAAGACAAACUUUAAAUUGAUUAAUGCUAACAAUUCGGUAGAAUUUAUACAAUACUGUAUGUAAGUAUGUAUAUAAAUAAAUAUAUAUAAUAUAUAUAUAUAUCCCAUCUUGGUGCGUGAAAAAAAAUAUAUUUUUUCAUUGAUUCUUGACAAACAUUCCUAUAUUAUCGAUAUUUAUCUAUUCCAUUAUAAUGGUGUAUUUAUCAAAAGGUCAAUCAUUUAAAUUUAUUUAAUGACCAAUUACUACAUAUGUCUAAUGUAUGUU